This is a messenger RNA of Anopheles arabiensis, 6655 nucleotides long. Its product is annotated as cysteine-rich motor neuron 1 protein. Gene Ontology annotation, cellular component: extracellular region. The transcript is spliced from 6 exons. Bases 2224 to 3189 code for a protein of 321 amino acids. Gene Ontology annotation, molecular function: insulin-like growth factor binding; serine-type endopeptidase inhibitor activity. The record is from RefSeq and is a predicted model, not a curated record. Gene Ontology annotation, biological process: regulation of signal transduction; regulation of cell growth. NCBI's taxonomy places the organism in Eukaryota, Metazoa, Arthropoda, Insecta, Diptera, Culicidae.
CGCCACCGACGGCUCACCAGUGCAUUAAGGGAUGUCGGAAGGGUGCGAACCGGACCCGCAGACAAGAACAAAAAAACAAGUUUCAAAUCUUUCAAACCUUUCGCGUGUAACGUACCGCGCUUUCGCUGUGCUACGGGACUGACCACUAGGUUCUGGUACGCUUUUUGUGGUGUGCAAAAAGAGAUUUUUGCUGUUGUUCCUUCGUAGUUCGGGAAGAUCUCUCACGGGAAGACUGUUUUGCGGAUCGCAGCACCGGCGGUGGUGGUGAUCGAGAUCGUGACUUUGAUUUGUUCUAAAGUACCAUUAGCGUCAACAAGGACAAAGCUACAACAAAAAAACGAAACGCAGCUCACCCAAAAACAAACCUUAAUCGGUUUUAAUUAAAUUAGGAAAAAGCUGUGCUUGCCUGUGGCCGGUUGGCGCGGCUCGGUAAGCUUUCCGAUACGGUUCGCGUGGCGCCGUGACGAGGCCGCGGCGCUGAUUGUACAUGUGACACGCAUCUUUUUGUGCAUAUAAUCCCACUUAGAAGUAUCCGUGUACCCGUAUAUAUACAUGUGUGUAUGAUUGUGUGUGUAUGUGUCCGUGUAAGUGUGUCAUUUAGUGUAGCGGAACGGCAAAUAUUAGUACCCCAAUCCCCUUCCGCCCCAAACCGGUGGGAUUGCUUGUUUGGCAGCAGCAAAAUAGGCAAACAAACAAACAUCCCGCGUUUUCCUGUACAGUGCGUGGUGCUUAAACGGCAUCGUGUCUAGUAGUUACUUUUGUGCUGGCUUAGCUCACAAACCCAACAAGCAAGAACACGAACUACACUCGCGACUUUGCAAGCGUAAGUUGGCCCCGCAGAGCGUGUGCAGAUGGGACGAGUGAAGGCUCCUGAGAUUUGGUGCCGUAGUUUUGAUUGAUUCGUGAGCUCGUGAAACAAAAACACAAGCCGUGCUUCAAGCAGGAUCAAACGCAAAAGCCUGCGACGGUUCGUUAGUGUAACUAGCUUUAAAGUUUAAAAAGAAAAAGAAAAAGGUGUGAAAGCAAAUCAAACACAAGUUGAAAGGUAAGCGGCGUUGCAAAGAGCGUAAGUACGAAACUAAAACAAAGCAUCUCGGGAGCGGGAAGCGGGAAUAGCAAAGGAAAAGAAAGUAAUGGUAGAAGAAAUUUCCUUCACUAAAGCGUGCCUUGAGUGUUGAAUACAGAAGCGAAAGGAAAGCGAAGUGCGAAGUGGGAAGUGUAACGUUAAAGUGAAAUAAAAAAAUAGUAGCAAAAGUUGAUGCAUAAAUUGAAUUCGUUCGAUGUAAGCGGGUGCAGAGCGAUUGUGUGUGUGUGUGUGUGUGUAAGUAAAGCGAAGGAAGAAAAUUCAUUCAAAGAAGCAAAGGUGAAAAUUGUGUAAACGAGCGACACACUAGAUCGCACCUCCAAGCCCCGUUCGCGCGGAAGUGAAACCCGCGUUCGUGUCCGUGGUUUGUUUGUGCUGUCGGGUGUCGGAGUGAGAUUUUUUCUUUCUUUUUUCCCCGACUCCAAUCGGAAAGUGUGCUGUGUCCGUGUAUGUCGAGUAAGAAUCUGUGAGUGUUUGUGUGUGUGUGUUCUGCGUGGACCUCCAGCUGCAUCGUUGGUUAGAUAGCUUGCCGCUUCUACCUUCAACACGUUAUCCUGACACCCAGCCCGGCACCGGAAAUGGCAUCCAGUCGACGACCGGUGCAAACGAUGGCGCUGGUGGUGUUCGUGAUUGCAUCGCUCCUGGCGACCAGUUGCACAGCCGACGAAUCCGUUACAGCAAUCGUGUCUGAAUGCCUGAUGCCUGAAUGCGCUUGAUCGAAAUGAUAAAUCGUUUGUACGCCGGGGUUUUCGCACAAAAACAAACAUUCCUGGGACCAAGCAAGCAUUUUGGUAUGGUUAUCGUGAUGGAAUAUGUUACUUACUGAGGGGCAAAGGAAAUAAAGUCACGUAAGGACGGCGGAUGGUGUGUUUGUGUGUGUCAGUGACACAAACGACGGAAGCGUUCGACAGGAAAGUUAUUAAACGAUAAGACAUGUAAUUACUCACGCACUUAACCGACACUGACCGUUUGGUGGACGAGAAAAGCAGAUCUUGUAAGAUCUCGCAACACGUUGCCAAAGCGUGCAGUGUCCGACGAGCUGCCCACCGGACAGCUACCUGCAGAGCCCGCUCGAUCUCGGUUACGCCGACGAGUACGAUGAGUCCGACUCGAAUGAGCGCGAAAAGCGCGCGAUCGCCAUGAACACCAAUGCGCACGGGCCGAUCAAGAUCAUCCCGAGUGCGCUGCAGUUCCCGUACGCCAACAGUGUCCAGCGGCUCCAUCGGCAUCUGGCCAAGCGAGACACGAUCGAAUCGCCCUCCGCCGCCCAAACCGACUACGCCGAGCUGCAGCAACUCUGCUGCCCACGGUGCACCUGUCUGCCCUGCCCGGAGCAACCGGUCUGUCCGCCCGACACCAAGCCACUGAUCCUGGACCAGCAGGAACUCCAGCACGGUCAGCCGGGCAACUGCUGCCCGGCCGUACACUGUCAGCCCGAACCGGUCAUGUGCUUCUCGAGCACUCAUCGCACCUCCUACCCGACCAAUGCCACCUGGCAGGAGGAUGCGUGCACCGUUUGCCGGUGCGAGGCCGGCGAGCCCAAGUGUCAGACUUCGCUCUGCAAACCACUGAACUGCGAGCACAAGCUGGAGCUGCCCAACGUGUGCUGCCCGGUGUGCGAUCCGGCCAAGUCCAUCUUCUGCGAGGAGCACAACUGUGCGAUCUGGUGCAAGUACGGGUACGAACGGCGCACCGAUGGCUGUGCGCUGUGCAAGUGUCUCACGUCGCCGCUGCCUGCAGCGCCGAUCGAGGUGAUAGUCGCGAAUACUACCGCCAGGACGAGCCAGGACGAGGCGAGCCUCACGGUCGACGGUCACGCUGGGGACGCUUUGCAGGACGGCAAACAGGAAACGGCGGACCGGAAGGAUGGUUGGUUCAAUGAUUUGCGCAUUGUGUUGCUGCUGGCGGGUGCCGUGCUGCUGCUGCUCGUCAUUGUUACCCUCCUCUAUCGACAGCUCACCAUCGAGAGCGUGAAGAAGUGGCUCAAGCUGCUGUUCCGCUGCAACCAGCUGCCGCAGCGCAAAACGGCCUACAACCGGGUGUCCAGUACGGCGCCACCGAUCGCGCCUACUCCUCCGACCGCGAAUGACAGCAGUAUGGCCUAAAGUAAAGUUUUGUUUUAUUUUUUGACCGAUAGGCAGCAUAUUGCUCCUCUUCCUUUUCCCAUUUGAUUGAGUUUCGAGAUUUAGUUAUGUAGCUUUAAAUUUUCUUCUUUGUUCGAAUUUUUGUUCGACCUACAAAAGGUCACUCUAACUGUCACUUUGUUCUUCAGUAUCGUUCUACGAAACGAUAUUGAUUGAUGAGAGAGAGUUAUGAUUCACUUUAAUCUACAUGUUUCUACAUCAAGAAUGAUGCGCCUUUGAAGGCUCGCUAUUUCUUCUAUUUAAUAUUAUUUCUACCUUUCAAUCGACACGUUCUUUCUGUCCGUGAUCAGUGACCUGUGAUCCUGAUCGCACAAGAGCACGGAAAACGAUUUAGAACACUAAAUAAUCUACCAACCAUAAUUUGUGAUAGUAAUUAAAGUAUGAGAAAAACGUUAAAUUGAUACAAAUGAAAGCAAGCAAAAACAAAACACAAAAAAAAGUGAAACGAAAGUAUCGGAAAGCCAACGAGCAAACGAGCAAUGAGAUGGGCAAACGAAAAGAAGAAGAAGAAGAAGAAGAAGAAGAAAGAGAAGGAAGACGAAGAAGAAAAAAGAGGAAGAAGAAGAAGAAGAAGAAAAAAAGCAAACUAAAAACUAUAUACAACAAUGCAAACAGAGCUAAUCCACACAAAAAAUGGGAUGAGUUUGAUCUCUACCGAAACUAGUUAAGAAGACGGAUUGGCUGAUUGGAGAAAGCGAAAGCUAUAUGUUUGACGAUGAUAAUGAUAUUUCAAGUGAAAAAAAGGAAAACAAAUGCGCGGAACGGCUGCGCAAACCGUCAAGCGUGUUGUCGUUGUCAGGCGCGUGAAGUUGUGUUAAUCUUAAUACUAUACAAAACGUAAAACAAAUACGUAUAUUCUUACGUUAAAUAUGCUCUUAGAGGUUUAAUUCUAUAUAUUUAUUUACAUACUGCAUACUGAAUUGGAAAAAGCAAACCCUCCCUCCCUCCCGCGACACGAGUAAACGAACCCUAAGGAAGUUGAUGCGACAAAACAAAAAAGCAAAGUAGUAUGGCAGUUAGAAAGACGAGACUCCUGAUACUAAUGAUAGUGUUGCAAAUGAUAAUGUUUUUUAUUUUUCUUUUACUGCAUAAAAACUGUAAUCGAACGAUUGAGCUGAAUUGUGAUGAACGUGUUUUUGUUCUUUCUUUCGCCAUUUUGAUGCUUGUGUUAAGCUUCCGAAAUCCGAAUUUCACGUGUUUCUACAUGCCAUUGUCUGCUGAGAAAGGCACGAGUGGGGUUUUUUUCGGUGAAAUCACUAGGUAUUAUUGAAAGACUUGGCAACGAGAAAGAAUGCCAGCUGCUGUUUGUUUUUUGAUACAAUUAGUAUUGUUUUUUCUUUAUUAGAAAGAAAAGCUUACGAAGAGUUUGAUUUUGUCUUUCAAAUACACUUUACAUUUCAGUUGCAAAUUAUAGCAAAAACUGAAUAAAAAAUAAAGGUGUACAGUACAGUUUCGUACUUGUGACUGCUGGACAACUGGGACGAUCGGCUUCCGUUCUGAAGGAGGCAAAUGAAUCGUCACAGAGCAGCGUACGAUGUAAAGUCGUUACAAUUUCAAGCAUAAUUGUAUAGACAAAAAGGAUAAUGGAUGAGAAAAAGAGAGCGAGCAGAAAAGUGACAGAUGACAGUGUAAUAUAUUGUGGUCAUUUAGAACGUACACAUACACACACACAACAAGAAUGGGAAAGAAAGGUUAAUCAUUGCUGCUAAAAUGAUAUGAUAAAAACACAAACAAUCGAUGCUUCCAACAAAACAAAAAAAAAACAGAAAACAAAGCGCAACAGUACCAUUGAACUGAAAAUCUAUCCAAAAUUAUAAUACAUAAAUACAAAAAUCAAUAGAAACAAUGAAGAAAAGUAUAGCAAAAAACCAGGAACCAGACGAUCGUAGGUGAGUGUAAGAAACAUACGACAGAAACAGUGCAAAAGUUCCUGCAGACCACACAGCUACACACUAAAGCGCAUUCUAAAUGUUCUAACAUUUCGACCAUCCCGUUUUAAGCUAAGCUUUCGAAGGUUUUAAGACAAGCUUUCCCAAAACUAUGCACAAACAUACAUACACACACACACAUACUAUCCUGUCACUGCAUAUCACUUCACACGCUAGGCAGAUCAUUUAUCAAACAAAAACAACCCGUACUGUCAUACAAAAACCGAUGAGAUGCUCCUCAUCGUCGCGGAACAGUUUGUGUAGGUAGUACGGAAAGAAUGGGAAACAAUUUAUCUAACACAUAUAUAUCUAACCCGAAAAACAAAUGCAUACUUGCUACCUAAAUGUUGUCGCUUGUGCUUUAUUACUCUGCAUAUCCCUUUCUACACGCACUUACAGCAGACUCGCCUCACACCCCUGUAUCAAUCAACCAUAUUCAUCGAACACUUUGCUUAGAAACAACCAAAACAUCGUCAAACUGCUCAAUGGCCAUAUUUUCAUCCCAUUCCUCACAUACUGUACAUGUAUUGGUACGCAAACUGCAGUCAAAAAACUGCAUUUACCACACACAUACAAACACAUAUGAAAAGGUAGUGGAGAAUGUGGAGUUGUAUAAAAGAGAGAGAGAGAGAGCUAGUUCAUUGCAAUAAAAUCCCAUCAAGCUGCUUACAUUAUUUACUAUCGUUUCAGCUAACAAUGCAAAAAAAGGAUUUGGUUCCUUACUUUCCAUCAUAUUCCCUCAAAUUAAUAGGGUCAGUAUUCUAUAAAAAAAAUCACACACACACACACUUUAAAAUACAGCUUAUGAUUAUCAAUUAUCACAUAUUAUCCCACCUUUGUUGUUAAACUUGUAUUAUCACUUUAAAAUUUCCCAUUACCAUAUAAUUUCAAACGCUCAUACUUGAUCGGUAAAUGUGCAUCGUUUUCCCCCAAACGAACCACCCCGUAAAGCCCCCGAAUACAAAAGGGGUAACAUACAAUAUAGCACAACGCUUGACAUGGAUGUAUAAAUGCAACAGCAAAUGCUUCAGGCUUCAAGUGUCAAGGCGAGAGAGACGUUAAAAUCCUUUUGUGAUUAAAAGGAGACAGUUAAAUAAAGAAACGCUAUCAAAUAUAUAACAAAAAAAACAGCAGACAGACAGAAGAAGAAACCAACACAAGAAAACAAAUCAAACCAAUCGCUAGUGAUGCUUUUCCAGAUCAAACAUCCUGCGCAAGCAGAAACGGGGGUGAUGAUGAUAUAGACAAAUUGGGGUUGGGAUGGGAAACCCAAUCCGCACGUUAGGAGAGAACAAUUCGCUAUUAAACAACAAAACCAAUGGUUUGCGAUGACAGAUGAUGAUUAUAUUAUUGUGAAUAGUUAUCGAGCAAGGCGAGAAGGAGAGAAGCAGGAAGGGAGGUUAUGUAAUUUGUAAAAAGGAAUACAAUAUACAGCUAGAAACGUAAGAAAUAUAUAAGCAUACGAAUUCGGAUGAAACCUAAGUAACGAAAACCGUCAA